AUGGCCCUUGUGUGGUACAAACGAUACGAGGAUUUGUUCUCUGUCGAUCUGGCUGCCCAGGAAUACGCAUGGAACGUACGACUCCUCCUUCGCAAACAAUGUCCUGCUGAGCAUAAACGCUACGCCAACUUCAUUUUGCCCAAGAAUCCAAGGAACAUUUCCUUCGCGGACACGCUGAAGGCCUUGUCGCAGAUUUUCUGUGAGCAGUAUUCACUUUUAAACGCCCGAUUCCAGUGCCUCCGGCUGUGCAAACGAGAAUCCGACGAUUUCGUUACGUACGCCGGCAUUGUGAAUCGCGAGUGUAGGCGUUUUCAACUCGGUUCUUUCACAGAAGACCAGUUUAAAUGCCUUAUCUUUAUCUGCGGCCUCCACUCCCCUAAGGAUGCCGACAUCCGGACAUGUCUUCUGUCCCACGAACCCGAGGAAGAUAAUGUGAUUGCUGCUAUUUCGAUUAAAGACGAAGUGCGUCGUCAGCUUUCGGACGCCAUACGAGGUAUUCCUGUAAAUACCGCCGAUAGCCGACGAGCUACCGCCACUAUAGCCUUCCAUCGGCGCGUCUUCAGCCAAUACGGCCUACCGCAUAUUCUGGUGUCGGAUAAUUGGUCGCAAUUUACCUCAUCGACCUUUGCGGAUUUCUGCCGCCAACACCCCAUCCAGCAUCUUCGCUCCCCGCCCACCAUCCCAAAUCGAACGGUCAGGCAGAAUGCUUUGUUGGCGCUUUCAAAUGAGCCCUGCUGA
Messenger RNA from Dibothriocephalus latus, 738 nucleotides. NCBI's taxonomy places the organism in Eukaryota, Metazoa, Platyhelminthes, Cestoda, Diphyllobothriidea, Diphyllobothriidae. The record is from the annotation of a GenBank genome assembly.